Erythranthe guttata (spotted monkey flower) is the source of this 1121-nucleotide messenger RNA. RefSeq lists its product as uncharacterized. Lineage: Eukaryota; Viridiplantae; Streptophyta; Magnoliopsida; Lamiales; Phrymaceae. The record is from RefSeq and is a predicted model, not a curated record.
CAUGGGAGAAACAUCAGGCCACGUGUCACUAGGGUUAGCAUUCUUGAUCAUAGGAGUUUGGCAUCUCUUCAACACCAUAAAACUCCAUUCACUUAACCCAAGAUCUUACCACAUUUCACCAUGGUUCCCUCUUUCAAGACCAUCACUCAAAUACUUAGAGCCCGUCGCGAUUAUGUUGGUCACGACGGUAUUCGUUUCAAUGGAGCUCGUCUUCAAUCGAAAACAACCGAUAAUAUUAUUCAUCGCAUCUCCCUACCAACCAAUCCCUUCCAAGAAUCUCCCCCACUUAGAGCACUCCAUCAUAGCCCUCUCUUUCUUCUUCUACGCCCUUUUCGCCAUCCUUCUAGACAAAUUUUCCCGGGUCGACCCGGUUCAAAACGGGUCGACCCGAAACGGCCUGGCCCAUUUUCUCCAGGCCGUUGCAUUCGGGCAGCAGCUUCUGAUACUGCACCUUCAUUCGACCGAUCAUACGGGAGUCGAAGGGCAGUACCAUUGGCUGCUCCAAAUUGUUACGUUCGUAACCCUAAUUGCAACCCUAUUGUCUAUUGGUUACGCUAGGAGUUUCUUGGUUUCGUUUGUGAGGGCGUUUUCGGUAAUUUUGGAAGGUGUUUGGUUAGUUGUCACGGGGGUUAUGUUGUGGACGGAGAAAUUGAUGCCGGAGGGGUGUUUUAUGAGUGCGGAGAUGGGGCGGGAGGGUGUCGUUUGUGGCGGUGAUGGGGCGGCUUUGGAGCGGGCUAAAGCGUUGGUGAAUAUUGAGUUUGGGUUGUACUUGAUUUUGUUGACGGUUUUCACGAUGUGUUUGUACUUGGUGCUGGUCAAGUUGUACCCUCGAGAAACGGCGGAGUAUCGGAAGUUGACGAAGUUAUGUGAUCAAGAGGAAGAAGGGGAUGAUCAGAUCAUAUUGAAACCUCAUCAACUUUGUAUUUAAUGAAAUGGGAAGAUUUUGGCCAUAGUUUGAUUCAUUUUAUUUAAAUUCACCAACUAAAAUUUCAUUCUACAUGUGUAUAUAUAUUAAUACUAGCUGCUAGAGGUUCGAUAAAUUAAUAACAUCGCCCAAAUAAUAACUUUUUCAGGUCCCAACUCACCGUGACAACGUGUUAAUUAAAUUGUUAAUUUGAUGA